CUUUCACCGUAUUUUUUUUUAUGGCAUGAUUCCUUUCAGUGGUGCUUCUUUCAAACAUACACUGCCAUUGGUAGUUGAAACGUAAGCCUCAAAUGUUUAGACUAACUCGGCAUUUUGUAUUUUUUUUUUAUAUUGAAUUUCGAUUAGGAUUGGAACGAGCAACUUCAAAAUCCUGACACCAUUAUAUAAUUGUUUUGGUCCUUUACCUUUUGCCAACCAUGGCCUCUCUCUGGAGCUUGCAAAAUUUGCUUUUUCUGCUCCUUCUGGUUCUUCCUCCUGCUAACUCAAUCUCCUUUCAGAAACCGCGGUUCGAUUCUCUUGACCCCAGUAUAAUCUAUGAAGGAGGUGCAACAGCAUCUGUUGGAGCUGUUGAAUUCAACAGUGACACUUAUAUGUGUCAAGUUGGUAGAAUCACUUACGCUGACAAGGUGCCUCUCUGGGAUUCCAAAAGCAGAAGGCUCACUGAUUUCACUAAUCAUUUCUCUUUUUACAUUGAUGUCCAAGGUCGAAGUUCUUACGCUGCUGGAUUUGCUUUCUUCCUUUCUCCGGUUGGAUUUCACAUACCACCCAAUUCAGCUGGAGGAUUUUUAGGCCUGUUCAAUAUCACAACUAGUGACUCCCCACAAAACCAAAUCGUUCACGUUGAAUUUGACUCCUUCCCGAAUACUGAAUGGGAUCCUCAGGUUCAGCAUGUGGGGAUUAAUAACAAUUCAGUUCAUUCAGCUACGUAUACAUAUUGGAAUACUAGUUUGCACACUGGAGAUACUGCUGAUGUGUGGAUCACUUAUGCUGCUUCAACCAGAAAUUUGACCGUGUCUUGGAAAUAUCAAACAACUCAGGCUUAUAAUGAGAACACCAGCCUUUCGUAUAUUAUUGAUCUCAGGGAGGUUCUGCCUGAGUGGAUACAGAUUGGAUUUACAGCUGCUACAAGUAAUCUGAUAGAACGCCAUGUACUUCAAUCCUGGGAGUUUAAAUCGAGUUUGGAGAUGAAGGAAACAAAUGGCGAAAAUUCUAAGAAGGUAGGAUUGAUAGUUGGCCUAGCAGUUCCAUUAGCUGUUCUGAUAUCUGCUGUGGUUCUUGUAUUUGGAAUCUUGUGGAGAAGGAAGCAGAAGAGGAGAGAAACACCAGAGACGAUGAACUUAACAUCAAUUAAUGAAGACCUUGAAAGAGGAGCAAUCCCAAGAAAAUUUUCUUACAAUGACCUUGAUUCAGCUACCAAAAACUUUUCACACGAGAGGAAGCUAGGAGAAGGAGGGUUUGGAGCUGUUUACAAGGGCUACCUUGCUAAUCUAGACAUGGCAGUCGCUGUGAAGAAAAUUUCAAGGGGUUCUAAACAGGGGAAGAAGGAGUACAUAACCGAGGUGAGGGUCAUCAGCCGGUUGAGACAUCGGAAUCUGGUGCAGCUCAUCGGCUGGUGCCAUGAAGGAGGUGAAUUUCUUCUUGUGUACGAGUUUAUGCCAAAUGGUAGUCUUGAUUCUCACCUCUUCGGGAAGAAGAGUCCGCUCAUCUGGGCCGUCAGAUACAGAGCAGCUCUUGGCUUGGCCGCUGCGCUGCUCUACCUUCACGAAGAGUGGGAACAAUGCGUGGUCCACCGGGAUAUAAAAUCAAGCAACAUAAUGCUUGACUCGAAUUUUAACGUAAAGCUUGGAGAUUUUGGGUUGGCUCGACUCAUGGACCAUGAGCUAGGUCCGCAAACAACAGGGUUGGCUGGAACUCUAGGCUACUUGGCUCCAGAAUAUAUAAGCACAGGCCGGGCGAGCAAAGAGUCAGACAUCUAUAGCUUUGGUGUCGUUGCAUUAGAGAUUGCUACCGGAAAGAAAGCAAAUGAUCCUUUUGGGCAAAAUUCAGACAAGAAAUUGGUAGAGUGGAUUUGGGAUCUUUAUGGAAGUGGCAAACUGAGAAUAGCUACUGAUGAAAGAGUUCGUCAGGAUUUUGAUGAGAAAGAAGCAGAGUGUUUAAUGGUGGUUGGAUUAUGGUGUGCUCAUCCUGAUUACAAUCUGAGACCUUCAAUAAGGCAAGCAAUGCAAGUUCUUAAUUUCGAAGCAGAAUUGCCAAUUCUUCCUGGAAAAAUGCCAGUUCCCUUGUAUCAUGUGCCAACAUCAUCAUCAGUUUGCUCUGCUGAACCUUUAAUUUCAUGUUCAAGCAUUGAGGCAGGUCGUUAAUUCCUGACUCCACCUUCCUGUUGUAAUAAAUUAAUUUUGUUUCUUUUGACAUUGUGCAUGUGAGACAAAAAGCUGGAAAAAUCAAGAUGAGCAGUGUGAAAAGAACUUGCUUUGCAGGAAGGACUGCAAUUGAAAAUAUUGGGCUUAAAUUGAAAUAAUUUUAUAUGAUGUU
This is a messenger RNA of Manihot esculenta (cassava), 2334 nucleotides long. RefSeq names its product L-type lectin-domain containing receptor kinase IX.1. Gene Ontology annotation, molecular function: carbohydrate binding; ATP binding; protein kinase activity. The record is from RefSeq and is a predicted model, not a curated record. Gene Ontology annotation, biological process: protein phosphorylation. The transcript has a single exon. NCBI's taxonomy places the organism in Eukaryota, Viridiplantae, Streptophyta, Magnoliopsida, Malpighiales, Euphorbiaceae. The coding region runs from base 219 to 2162 and encodes 647 amino acids. Gene Ontology annotation, cellular component: plasma membrane.